Molecule: messenger RNA, 562 nt
Organism: Racocetra persica
Lineage: Eukaryota; Fungi; Glomeromycota; Glomeromycetes; Diversisporales; Gigasporaceae
Source: the annotation of a GenBank genome assembly
AUGAGGACACAUUUUAUAUCUUUUUAUGAACAAAGCAAUCAUAGUUCGCUUUCACAAGGAACAGCUAGUGACUUAAGCGAGAACAUAGGUCCAAAUUUAAACGACUCUGACUUAACAGCCUAUUACGAUCGAUUUGUUCGACCGUAUAAAGAAAAAGGGGUUGAACGAGACCCUACAUAUUUUCAUUAUAUUAAUAACCUUCCAGGAAAAGUAAAGAUAAUUCCAGAUAGAAGUUUCAGAAAAUUCUUUGAAACCAAAAAUAAAAGAAAAUGGGGCAAAAAAUAUCCACCAGAAGACUAUCCACUAGAUGUUAAAACUAUCGAAAAUAAUAUGUUGAACUUACUUAAACCAGGGCAAAUUCCAGGAUUUAAUCCGGCAGAAUUUGGCUUAGACGAUGAGAAAAAAUCAUAUUCAACGUCAUCUUCCAAUACAGCAACUUUGGACGGAGAUGAUCGGACACAUGAGAAGAAAAAAAAAAAGAAGCAUAAACAUGAAAGUAAUUAUGAUGAGAAAAAAAGAAAACAUAAACAUGAUAAAGAACACAAAAAACGAAAAAAAGUUG